Messenger RNA from Coccinella septempunctata (seven-spotted ladybird), 1501 nucleotides. RefSeq names its product glutaryl-CoA dehydrogenase, mitochondrial. Gene Ontology annotation, cellular component: mitochondrial inner membrane. The record is from RefSeq and is a predicted model, not a curated record. Gene Ontology annotation, molecular function: fatty-acyl-CoA binding; flavin adenine dinucleotide binding; glutaryl-CoA dehydrogenase activity. The transcript is spliced from 8 exons. The coding region runs from base 190 to 1464 and encodes 424 amino acids. Lineage: Eukaryota; Metazoa; Arthropoda; Insecta; Coleoptera; Coccinellidae. Gene Ontology annotation, biological process: fatty acid beta-oxidation using acyl-CoA dehydrogenase; fatty-acyl-CoA biosynthetic process.
CUGUCGGUUGCAUACUUUCAGCGUAAUUUAAACAAACUCAAUUAAAACAAAUAUUGUCAAUGAUUACAGAUUACAGUGGACAGAAUUAUUUCGAAAUGAACCGAAGGUCAAAAGAUAAAAAUGAAUUCAAGGCAUAAGCGGGCAUUCUAGCAAGUAGGUAGUUUGGAAUCUAUUUUAGGGAUUUAGAAAAUGUCUGCUUUGAACAGGUUAGCGUGUAGUUUGACUCGAACUAGUGGCACUGUGUUAGAAAAACACUUUGUGUCUAGUAUAUAUCCAGCUCGUCAUAAAGUUACGUUCAACUGGGAGGAUCCCCUCAAUUUAGAGUCGCAGCUUACUCAAGAUGAGAAGAUCAUCAGAGACUCCUUCAGAUCAUAUUGUCAAGAGAAAUUGUUACCAAGGGUGGUCCAAGCGAAUCGACAUGAGGUUUUCGACACGGAUACCUUGAAGGAACUAGGAGAAUUAGGAGCACUAGGUUGUACGAUUAAAGGCUAUGGAUGUGCUGGGAUAUCCAACGUGGCCUAUGGACUUUUAGCCAGAGAAAUAGAAGCUGUUGACAGCAGUUACCGUUCAUCUCUCAGCGUACAGUCUUCUCUAGUCAUGUCCUCGAUUGACCAAUUUGGUUCUGAGGAGCAAAAGGAGAAAUAUCUUCCGAAACUCGCUAAAGGAGAACUUAUUGGCAGUUUCGGCCUAACAGAACCUGACUAUGGUAGUGACGCAGGAGGCAUGGAAACAAAAGCAAUUUUUGAUUCCAAAACGAAGACAUACUUGUUAUCCGGGAGCAAAACAUGGAUCUCGCAUGCUCCAGUAGCGGACGUUUUCAUUAUAUGGGCAAAAUUAGACGGCAAAGUGAAUGGUUUCAUACUGGACAGAAAGCACCAGACCGAGGACAGUCUAAAAACACCCAAGAUAGAAGGAAAACUGUCCCUGAGGAUAUCAUCCACAGGUAUGGUCCUGAUGAACAACGCCAUCUGCCCCGAAGAAAAUAGGUUACCAAACGUGGUUGGCAUGAAAGGACCUCUCAGUUGCCUAACCAACGCCAGGUAUGGCAUCGCUUGGGGUACCAUGGGAGCAGCAGAGUCCUGUUUGAGGUUAGCAAGAGAUUACACGUUGGAGAGGAAGCAGUUCAACAAGCCCCUUGCGGCCAACCAGCUCAUGCAGAAGAAAAUGGCGGAUAUGAUGACUGAAAUAGCGUUAGGGUUGCAAGCUUGCUUGCAUGUUGGGAGACUGAAAGACCAGAACAUGCACUGCCCAGAGAUGAUAUCCCUUCUCAAGAGGAACAAUGCUGGAAAAGCUCUGGAAAUCGCCAGGGUAGCUAGAGAUAUGCUUGGUGGAAAUGGUAUUCAUGAUGAAUAUCACAUAAUGAGACAUAUGAUCAAUUUAGAAACUGUCAAUACUUAUGAAGGGACACACGAUAUACAUGCCUUGAUACUGGGAAAAUCUAUAACUGGAAUAGCCGCAUUCUAAACUGUGAAAUAUUAUCAAUAAAAUGAUCCUAAAGUUA